Molecule: messenger RNA, 1270 nt
Organism: Physella acuta
Lineage: Eukaryota; Metazoa; Mollusca; Gastropoda; Physidae
Product: nuclear envelope integral membrane protein 1
Cellular component (GO): nuclear envelope
Source: RefSeq, a predicted model, not a curated record
UGAAUAUUCAAAGAUGUUACGCUCAGAUUUCAAGCGUUUUGAUUUUGCGUUAAUAUUUACUUUUGUGUUUAUUUUUGCUAAGGUGGACUCACUGCAUAGUAAUUGUGUAUCGCCAUCAUGUGUAUCUUUAACAUUAGAGGCAGCCCCUCAGGAGAUACUUGUUUCAGCACUAGAAGGAGGUUUAAGAAAACUCUGUAUUCUGUGUUACCAUGGACAGAGAAAAACUUUGUUCAAGUUGUGGCUCAAUCCCAAGAUAACAAUCAACUUACCUGACCCUGAGCAGGAAAUUGAGGUGUUCUAUGGCCAGAAUGUGAGUGAAAUUGUCGAUAGGUCAAGGGCAGUUGGUUUUCUCAAAUGGACUGGCUUUAGUCUGAUAGUUGACCAGUAUUCAUUUGACCCAUUCAACUCUUCGUGUAUAGGCAUCUCCUCAGUGAAAAACUACACUGUAAAUUUCACUAUAAACAAUCCAGAAAUUAGGUUUUUAGUAUACCUAAUAGUUGGUCUUCUUUUAUUCUUCUUUGCCUCAUCUUGGAGUCAGCAUGCCCUAUUAUACUACAGCACAGGAGUCACAAUAGGAAUUUUGGGUUCAGUCAUCAUUGCUGUGUUCAUUUUAAGCAGAUUUCUACCCCAGAAACUUAAAACACUGGGCUAUACUAUAGCUUUGAUCAGUACAUCCACAUCCUUGUACCUCUGGCGAUUAGUCUCUGUGUAUCUGAAUGACAUCUUGCUUAAUCAUUGGCAGUACGUCAUUGGUUAUGUGUUAGUAGCUGGGGUACUCAGCUUUGCUUUUGUGUAUCGUUAUGGGCCUGCGACCAACUCAAGAACAAUGGACCUGGUGCGCUGGUCACUUCAGGCUCUUGGGCUGGUCUUGGUGUACCAAAGCUCGCAGAUAGCGGAGAUGUCCAUUGCCUUGAUUGCUGUGUCUCUGUGUGUUUAUUUCUUGCCCAUGGGAUUUGCAUCUAGGCUGAAUAAGCUAAGAUUUAGGUACUUCCCACCAAAGGUUCGGCUCCUAACAGAAGAAGAAUACUAUCUAGAAGCUGAAGUUGAAACAAAAAAAGCCUUAGACCAGUUGAAGGAAUACUGCAGGAGUCCUAACUGUGAUGCCUGGAAAACUAUGAGCAGACUUACCUCACCAAAUAAGUUUGCUAGCUUCAUUGAUGGAGGCUCACAUGUGACAGACGAAGAGUACAGAGAGCAUGACUACACGGCAGAGGUCAAUCCCCUCAGGAUGGAGGAUGACAGUAGCGACGAUGACACUAGGUAUAGAUAA